This is a messenger RNA of Peromyscus maniculatus bairdii (prairie deer mouse), 1876 nucleotides long. It is a transcript of the gene Vamp5, whose product is annotated as vesicle associated membrane protein 5. The record is from RefSeq and is a predicted model, not a curated record. Gene Ontology annotation, cellular component: plasma membrane. NCBI's taxonomy places the organism in Eukaryota, Metazoa, Chordata, Mammalia, Rodentia, Cricetidae. Gene Ontology annotation, biological process: Golgi to plasma membrane protein transport.
AUUUUUUAUUUUGUGUGUAAAGAUGCUGCUUCGCUUGCAUGUGUGACUACGCACCACACGCUUGAUUGGUUCCCUAGGAGUCCAGAACAGGGCAUCAGAUCCCCUGGAGCUGGAGUUAUAGGCUGUAGUGAGCCGCCAUGUGGGUGCUGAGAACUCAAUCUGGGUCCUCUGGAGGAGCACCCAGCACUUUUGACUACUGAGCUAGCUCUCCCAGCCCACAUUUUAGCCUUUGAUAAGCAUAAACACAGCACUGCUUAAUCUCUUUCUCCCUGAGUUACAAAUCUUUUGACUUUCUGAUCAUACCUUUUGCACAGUCCUUAAAACCAAGCUCCUUUUAAACCUUGAAGUUGGCCUGAGGCUGGCCAGGGCCAGUGAGAUUAAGGAAGGACUGCUCUUUGGCUGGUCUUUCAUUUCUCCCAGUUCUGCAGGAAAAGCGGCCUCAUCCUCAUCAUGGCUCUCCUUCCAAUUCUCCGUCUUCCCGCAGGGCUGGCGGCAGGCAUCUGAGGGAAGCUGGACAACCCCGUUUGUUUUCCUUGCAGCAGCUUGCUCACCAGCUCGCUCCUCAACUCACCUUGACGUUCUUCAGGGCUUUCCAUGUCGUUUGCCUGUAUUUGAUUCUUGUAGAAAAGGGAAGGUCUCUGCUGGAGUACUGCUCUGGAAGCUGGCUCAAAUCUCCGCCUUUUCCUCUUCUGCCUCUUGCUGGUUCAAAACUUGGUCUGGCUGGUGUUGUCGUUUUUUUUUUAUUUCAGGCUGGGACCCAUUCCAGCAACUUUAGAGGCCCAUCCAUCCACACACCGUUGGUUGACACUUUUAGCUCACGGAAACGUCUGCAGCAUUUUAGCAUUUAAAAAAUCUCCACUCCCCGGUGUACGGAGGUCAGGGGACAACUUGCAGGAGUUGGUUCUCUCCACGAUGUGACUCCCAGGGAUGGAACUCUGAUCAUUAGGUUUGGCAUCAAGUGCCUUGAUCCGCUGAGCCAUCUCGCCAGACCUCAGUUUAUCAUUUUUAAGUGCACAACUCGGUGACAUGUGAUGUAUUCAGAAUGCCGCCUACUCCUUCUGAAAACAAUCAGAACUUUGGAGUGAUUGAUGUUUUUAAUUUCGGGUGAGAUACACUCACCAUGGUGGCAUCCUGGCCUGCUCACGAACAUCUCGAGCACUUAGCACUCACAGAUGCCUGUCGCAUGACGGAAUGUCGCCUCCCUGGCUAACUCCUGUUGCAACCUCAGAUCCAAGAGACACCGUUCAAUUCACCAGGCUGGGGAGUCAUCGGAAGUCGGACGCUGGUGGCCCGGCAGGGAAAGAAUUGGAGCGAUGCCAGCGGCAGGCGGACGAAGUGACGGAAAUCAUGCUCAACAAUUUUAACAAGGUCCUGGAGCGUGACCACAAGCUGGCAGAGCUGGAGCAGCGCUCAGACCAGCUCCUGGACAUGAGUUCGGCCUUCAGCAAGACAACCAAGACUCUAGCCCAGAAGAAGCGCUGGGAGAACGUCCGGUGCCGGAUCUACUUGGGGCUGGCGGUGGCUGGCGGCCUGCUCGUCAUCCUGAUUGUGCUGCUGGUCAUCUUUCUUCCAAGGAGUGGUGGGAACAGUAGUAAUCCCUAGGCCUAGGAUACAGGCAUUGCCUUAGGGACUGGGGACUGACCCAGCCAGGCCCGGAGGAGAGGCUGGACGACUGUACUGGCCUGUUCUGGUCUCCAGAGAGUCCUGGUGUUUGCUUCUGUCUCGGCCACCCCGGAGAGUACUGAAGGGCAUCCUGGACAUGUGCACCUCGCAUCUCCCAUCAUGCCAUGGACUGGCCCUUGAGGGCAGCCUGCUGCUGCACUGGCCCUGCUAGGCGACACACUGGAGCUCAGUAAAAGCAGCUGUUUGGUUAAAA